Durio zibethinus is the source of this 1581-nucleotide messenger RNA. Lineage: Eukaryota; Viridiplantae; Streptophyta; Magnoliopsida; Malvales; Malvaceae. The record is from RefSeq and is a predicted model, not a curated record.
AUGACCACAGAAUUCAGACCCAUUUCAACAAAAAAAUUUGGGUGUGUAUCAGACCCCUUUGAUCAAGCCCAAAUUGUAAGAGCAAUUCUUGAAGAUCUUGAUCCAACAAUAUUCCUUCAAAAUACAACUCCAUUGCAAACCCUUUUAAGAAAGAUCCGUGAAAACAUUAAAGACAAGAAAUUCUUUCUUGUUCUGGAUGAUGUGUGGGCAGAUCAUGGACAAGAUUGGGAACAACUAAAAGCUGCUUUCCAAUCUGACAAGUCGGGAAGUAGGAUUUUAGUAACUUCUCGUAAGGAUUCAGUUGCAAACCACUUGGAAUCCUCCCAUGUCUUUUACUUAGAUCUCUUGUCUGAGGAGAUAUGUUGGUUGAUACAUUAUCAAAAGGCAUUUACUGGAAGGAACCAGAUUGGCCGUCAAAAUUUAGAGGACAUUGAAAGGGCAAUUGCAAAGAAGUGCAAAGGUUUACCACUUACUGUAAAAACUUUAGGAGGUCUCCUGCAAGAUAAAUUACGAAGAGAUGAGUGGGAAAAUGUUUUGAAUAGUGAGAUAUGGAAAUUAGAUUUUGCACAACAAUAUAAUUAUACACCUUUAUUGUUAAGUUAUUAUGAUUUGCCCUCAGCAAUGAGAAGAAGUUUUUUGUAUUGUGCAACCUGUCCCAAGAGUUAUGAAAUUGGUAAAGACGAAUUGGUCCAAAACUGGACGGCGCAAGGAUAUUUGAACUCUGAUGACAAUUUAGGGGCAGAAUUAGAAGGUGAAGAUUACUUCAAGUGCUUAGCAUUUCGUUCUUUUUUCCAAGAUUUUGACAAAGAUGCUAACGGUAACAUACUUUGCUGUAAGAUGCAUGACAUGGUACAUGACUUUGUCCAGUUUUUGACCCAAUACGGAUUUGUCACAGAGAAGAUAGUUGAAGAUUUAACAUUGGACUUAUCUUCCAAAAAAACUCGUCAUUUGAGGUUGGUGAUUGAAAAUAGCAGCUCUUCUCCUCUGUCCAUUUAUGGCACAGAAAAUUUGCGAAGCCUUGUAGCAGUUUCUCAUCCACGUAAUAAAAAAACUAGCAGUGAAGCCUUAAAGAAAUUGUUUAGUAGAUCCAAGCAUCUAAGAUUAUUGGAGUUUAAGUGGUUUAAUCUAUACAAAUGUGAAAUUGCUCGUGACAUAGGAAAUUUGAUUCACUUGAGGUACCUUAGCUUAAUAUCUUGCCAUACAAUAGAUACUUUGCCUGAAGCAGUGUGUGUAUUGCCUAAUCUACAAUCUUUGAAUCUUAGAGACUGCCAUAGUCUUGGGAAGCUGCCAGUUGGAAUCGGGAAAUUGAUUAACUUGAGGUAUCUUUGUACUAAGGGUUGUCCUAGUCUGACUUACUAUCCAAAAGGGAUUAGAAAUUUAACUUCUCUCGUGAGAUUAAGUUAUAUCAAACUGAGAGCAGAUUGUAAUGAUGCUCGUCGAUUCAGUAUUGGAGAUCUAGAAAACUUGGACCACCUUGGUGGAAAUAUUUGUGUUGAGUUGAUAGGGGAUGCAAUAGAUUGGAAUGAGGCUAAGAGAGCCAAACUUCACAAGAAGAUACAUCUCAAGCAAAUGGAGAUUUAG